UUUCAAUUGACACAAAAAAACAAAAUAUUUAAAAAAUCAUAAACCGAAGGUCGAAAAGGUAGAUAUAAUAAGUUCAUUUCAUUUAUUAAUGUAUGGAACGUGCAUGGGAAUGCGCGCAAUAAUUGUGAAUAUAUGGCGUUAAAUCCGCGUGCACGAAUGAACGUAUAUAACACAAUGGAGAUCCGUUAUAGACAUUCAACUUUACGGUCAUCCGCGUAUCCAGCUUUAUUGCAGACGCCGGAAAAGUCUGUCGACUUGUUUCACACUGUCCAUGACACAUUUUCGCACUCGGUCGUCCAUUCCUGCUAUUCUCACUUUUGAACCAGUUUUCAAAUACACUUUCUGGAGCAUCGAUAAUAUUUAAUCAUUUUUCUAUACCCGUUGCAUAAACGAUGCAAAUGCCAACCGUAGACUACGAAAAGUAGAAACUUAAUCGAUACUUUCUUAUGUAUGAAACAAUGACAUGCAUCUUACGAAUGCUCGUUCAGUUCACAAUAGUAUAUACAUUUUUUCGUUCAUUUUGAAAAUUCUUUUAUUCAACACUUUCAUAAUCGAUUGUAACGCAGAAAAUAUUCAUUAAAACUUCACAAAAAAGGAAUUUCCAUUUUCCAUAAUAUCAGAACGCUUUGAAAUGGUAAUUUAUGAAUAACAAUGGAAUCUUUAUAAAAUUCUUACAAAGGUUUCUUCAUGGAGCCGAUAAAAUCUUUUUCUGGUUUAUGAAAUUUCUGUAGCCUUUUCAAGUUAUAUCCGAUGAAGAGUAAAUUCGAUAAUGCAUUCUUAGCAUGUGGAAAACGUUAAACGUUCAUUGUACGCUGUAUUUCACCUUCUAUUUUCUUUCGGUAGAACAGAUCUGGCUCCCGCGUGUAUAGUUAGCUUGUUUUCCUUUCUCCUCGAAACGUAGCAAACAUUGGAAGAAAAUAGAAACCGCCGCCAUUAAUUCAUCAAGUUUAUGGAACCGAUAUCGAAUAUCCGAUCAAUGUUAUCGCUAUGCGUUCUUGAAGAAAUUUAAUCGUAUCAUCGAUAGUUAUUUAUUCGCAAUAUAAAUGAAAUUGUAUGUUGUUAUAAAGACAAUAACUUCAGGCGUCUAUGGAGACUAUAAUUUGAGUAGAAAUAUAAGAAUCUAGGGAUUUAGGAAUAUUGCGAUAGUGGAAACCAGGAAUAUCGGUAUUUUCAGCUAUUAAUUGAGAUAUUGGAAUUGCAAGAUUAUUGGGAAUUUAGGGAUAUUAGGGUAAAUAUAGUGAUUUAAGGAUCUAGGAAGAUUUUAAUUUGGAGGUAUUGGAACUCUAGGGAUAUGGGGAAUACACAGAUAUUGGGAAACUAGAAAUAUGGAGAAUCUACCGUUAUUGGCAUUCUAGGGAUAUUGGAAGGUGAUCUAGAAAUAUUAGGAGGUUAGAGAUCUACAGAUAUGGAGAUCUAGGGAUAUGGGGAAUACACUAAUAUUGAGAAACCAGAUAUAUUGGAAAUCCACUUCUAUUGGUAGUUUAGGACUAUUGGAAGAUCUAGAGAUGUUACGAGUUCAUAGAUAUUGGGAACUAGAAAUACAGGAAUUAAUGCAUAAAUCUAGGAAUACUGGAAUCUAGGGAUGUCAUAGAUCUCACAGAUCCAAAGAGACGUAGAUCCGUACAUACGAAGAAUGUAGAAAUAUUGAAAAUCUUAAAAAAUUAUAAAAAUAAUAAAAUUAAAAAUCCAUGAAGAUUAAGAACCCAGGGACAUUGAAAUUUAAGGACAUCAACUACAUUAAAAACUUCAGUAUAUCUAGACAUUGAGAUCUAGUAAUAUCAAAAUUCAGGGACAGACCUCCUAUCAUAACCCAGAAUCAAAAAGUUCAAAACUACACAGAAAAAUAGAUAAAAAGAACCACGGAAAAAGUGCGCCGGUGUCAAACGGCGUGUCCUCGACCAAUCGUUCACGGGUCCAUCGUGAUGUCUGGUAACGCAAUGGUUGUCGUGUAAUGAUCAAGGUGAAGGACUGCGACGAAGACGACAAAGUCUCGGUGGCGUGUACGACAACGAAAUCAGACGCGGAAGGUAGCCGGAAGGGAUCGGCGACCGCGGCAUCGGUGUGCAACGAAGAGGAGAACGGCGGUACCCGACGAAAGAAGAAGAAACGUCGGAAAACACGGAAGAAACAGCAGCUGCAGCUGCAGCAGCUAGCUCAGGAUCCGUCCGAGGACGGUCCGCAAGCGCACACCGUGCUGAACCUGCCAUCGUCUUCGGACGAAGUCGAGGCGGUCGGCGAAUGCUCGAAAAGGGACUCGUCCAGCAGCCUGGGUGGUGCCAGCAGGCACAACACCCUUCGGGAAUCUUUGCUCACGGUGUUGGGUAAGCUGGUGAUCUGGAAGGGCACCAGAUACCGUUCGGCCACCGCUGCUUCUUCCUCAUCCUCGGCGCCACCCAAUUCACCGCCCGCUACAGAGUGUAUCGGCCGUAGCACAUCCUUUUUUUCGAGCGAAACGGAGAGGAGAAUUCGCGCCAAUAACCGCGAGUUCAACUCACAGUUUAAUUAUGCGAACAACUACAUCAAGACGUCCAAGUAUUCGGUUCUGACGUUCCUACCAUUAAAUUUGUUCGAGCAAUUUCAGCGGCUCGCUAACUUUUACUUCCUAUGCCUGCUGGUGCUUCAGAUGAUCCCCGCUAUCUCCUCCUUGACCCCCAUCACUACAGCCAUACCCCUUAUAGGGGUGCUCAUGCUCACUGCCGUCAAAGAUGCCUACGACGAUUUUCAACGGCACAGCAGCGAUUCGCAGGUGAACAAUCGAAAGUCUCAAACACUGCGAGGAACUAGUCUACGCGAAGAGAAAUGGUCGCAAGUGCAAGUAGGCGAUGUGAUCAGAAUGGAAAAUGAUCAGUUCGUUGCAGCCGACGUCCUUCUUUUAUCUACUAGUGAGCCAAAUGGUCUUUGUUACAUUGAAACCGCGGAAUUAGAUGGGGAGACUAAUUUAAAGUGUCGGCAGUGUUUGGCUGAGACUGCUGAAAUGAUGGAUAAUCAUGAAUUGAUCGGUCAAUUUGAUGGAGAGAUUGUUUGCGAGACUCCUAAUAAUCUGUUAAAUAAAUUCGAUGGUACUCUUACGUGGAAAGGACGAAAAUUCGCAUUGGACAACGAUAAAAUUAUAUUACGAGGUUGCGUACUUCGAAACACGCAAUGGUGCUAUGGUGUGGUCAUCUUUGCAGGCAAGGAUACCAAAUUGAUGCAAAACUCAGGGAAAACAAAAUUUAAAAGGACCUCGAUAGAUAGGCUGCUGAAUCUUCUCAUCAUCGGGAUAGUGUUCUUUUUACUUUCAAUGUGUUUAUUCUGUAUGAUCGGCUGUGGUAUUUGGGAAAGCCUAGUGGGCCGUUAUUUCCAAGUGUAUCUACCCUGGGACUCGUUGGUGCCUAGCGAGCCUAUGGGUGGUGCCACAGUGAUCGCGCUACUUGUGUUCUUCUCUUAUGCUAUCGUAUUGAACACAGUGGUGCCAAUAAGUUUGUAUGUGAGUGUCGAAGUCAUCAGGUUCGUUCAGUCGUUUUUGAUCAACUGGGACGAAGAAAUGUACCAUGCACCAACGAACACACACGCUAAAGCAAGGACUACCACGUUAAAUGAGGAGUUGGGGCAAAUAGAGUAUAUAUUUUCCGAUAAGACCGGAACAUUGACGCAAAACAUUAUGACUUUUAACAAGUGUUCUAUAGCAGGAAAGUGUUAUGGGGAUGUUAUCGACGAGGUUACCGGGGAAGUCGUCGAUUUAAGCGAGACGGACAAAGCUGCCCGAACACCUACGAUGCGAUGGAAAAAUGGACAAGAAUUUGUUCAAGUUUAUACACCAAUAAGUGGUCCAAACGUACGUCUACUGGAACAGGUGGACAGGAUAUCCAAUAUAAUUGGAGACCCAGGCGUCUAUGGCAGCCCGAUGAUUCCACAGAACCGUUCAACAAUGCCAUCGUUGGAUUUCUCCUUCAACAAGGAUUACGAGCCAGAAUUCAAAUUCUAUGAUUCCGCGCUACUUGAUGCUGUGAGAUGUAACAACGAGGAUGUUCAUAGUUUCUUUCGACUACUGGCACUUUGUCACACCGUCAUGCCGGAGGAAAAGAAUGGCAAGCUAGAAUAUCAAGCACAAUCACCGGACGAAGCUGCUCUCGUAUCGGCAGCGAGAAACUUCGGUUUUGUAUUCAAAGAAAGAUCUCCAAAUAGUAUAACGAUAGAAGUUAUGGGAAAACGAGAAAUAUACGAGUUACUUUGUAUUCUUGACUUCAAUAACGUUAGGAAAAGAAUGUCGGUAAUUUUGAGGAAGGACGGACAUCUCAGACUGUAUUGUAAAGGAGCGGAUAACGUUAUUUAUGAAAGAUUGAAAAAAGGUAGCGAGGAUAUUAUGGCAAAAACGUUGGAACAUCUUAAUAAAUUCGCGGGUGAGGGCUUGAGAACAUUGUGCCUUUCGGUCAGAGAUUUAGAUGAGCAAUUUUUCAACGAUUGGAAACAACGUCAUCAAGAAGCUGCCCUUAGUCAAGAGAACAGGGACGACAAAUUGGAUGCAAUUUACGAGGAAAUAGAAAAAGAUAUGACCUUAUUGGGCGCUACUGCCAUUGAAGAUAAGCUACAGGACGGUGUACCUCAAACCAUUGCUAAUUUAGCUCUUGCCGGCAUCAAGAUCUGGGUGUUAACUGGUGACAAGCAAGAAACGGCUAUUAAUAUCGGUUAUUCCUGCCAGUUGUUGACAGACGACCUUACCGACGUUUUUAUAGUAGAUGCAACCACCUAUGAUGGUGUUGAAAAUCAGUUAUCGCGAUACUUAGAAACUAUCAAAACAGCGUCCAGUCAGGAAAAUCGGCCAACUCUCUCCGUCGUCACAUUCAGGUGGGACAAGGAAAGCAGCGAUACUGAAUACAAUCCUAGCAGGGAUGAGCAAGAUGAACAAAAAAUGGAACAAGCAACUGGAUUUGCAGUAGUUAUUAAUGGGCAUUCCUUGGUUCAUGCUCUACAUCCACAACUUGAACAACUAUUCCUUGAUGUAUCAAGCCAAUGUAAAGCUGUGAUAUGUUGUCGAGUAACACCUUUACAGAAAGCAAUGGUCGUCGAGCUAAUAAAGAAAAAUAAAAAUGCAGUAACUUUAGCAAUUGGUGAUGGAGCUAACGAUGUCUCAAUGAUAAAAACAGCUCAUAUAGGCGUUGGCAUUAGUGGUCAAGAAGGAUUGCAGGCCGUGUUGGCAUCCGAUUAUUCGAUAGGGCAGUUCAGAUUUUUGGAAAGACUGCUUCUUGUUCAUGGCAGAUGGUCGUAUUAUAGAAUGAGCAAAUUUCUCAGAUAUUUUUUUUACAAGAACUUUGCGUUUACAUUGUGCCACAUCUGGUUUGCAUUUUUCUGUGGAUUCAGUGCACAGACUGUAUUCGAUCCUAUGUACAUUUCUGUCUACAAUCUCUUUUAUACAUCAUUACCUGUAAUGGCAGUUGGUAUAUUCGAUCAAGAUGUUGACGAUAAAAAUAGUUUAAUGUAUCCAAAACUCUACGCACCCGGAUUACAAAAUUUACUUUUUAAUAAAAAGGAAUUUUGCUGGAGUGCUAUACACGGUUUUUUUGCUAGUUGUGUAUUAUUUUUGGUUCCAUACGGGACAUAUAAGGAUGGAGUAUCACCAAAGGGCUAUGUACUUUCUGAUCAUAUGUUGCUGGGAAGUGUUGUAGCCACCAUAUUAGUCAUAGUCGUGACUGUUCAAAUAGCCCUUGAUACGUCGUAUUGGACGAUUGUUAAUCAUAUUAUGGUUUGGGGCUCACUCAUUUGGUAUUUUAUUUUAGAUUAUUUCUAUAACUUCGUCAUAGGUGGUAGUUAUGUUGGCAGUCUUACAAUGGCAAUGUCCGAAGCAACGUUUUGGUUCACGGCGGUCAUUUCUUGUAUCAUAUUGGUAAUACCUGUACUCUCGUGGCGAUUCUUCUUCAUAGAUGUUAGGCCAACAUUGUCUGACAGAGUUAGGCUUAAACAGAGGUUGGCGCAACUUCGUUCUCGCCAAAGUCAAAAUAUACUUCGUACUCCGUCUACGAAACGAACGCGACAAUCUGUACGUUCUGGAUACGCUUUCGCGCAUCAAGAAGGUUUUGGCAGACUCAUCACGUCUGGAAAGAUUAUGCGAAAAUUACCAAACGGUGCAGAUUUUAAGUUUGCCAUGCCAUUCACGAACAAUACCAACAAACAAGUUAAUGUUGCCACGACGUCACCAAAGGAUAAUGCAUCAAAAAAUUCGCACACAUUGGAUACUAUUAAUCUUUAAUCUGGACGUUAUAUUGUAAGUCUUUCCGCCGUCUACUAAAUUUCGUACGAAUCGUUUGUUAAGCUAAUAUAGCAGCAUUGUACAACGGAAUCACUCAAAUUUUGCAAACAGAUUUUUAUUUUAUCAGUCAAUCAAUUUUCUGAAUGGGAUAUUAGCCCGUCAAGUUCUGUUAUGUUUACAGUCGCUUCUAAUUACACGUAACAUACAGACUUUUUGUGUAAAGGUAUUGCAAUAACUAAAAUAUAUUUGCUAGCAUAUUAAAUUUAACCUUUUGUAUUAAUGCUUACAGAGGAUUUAAGUAAUCGAAUUUCAUAAGACAAUAAAGUAUUAAUUGUUUGCAUAAGAAAUUUUACAUACCAGCAUCUAUAGAGAGGUACUAUUUCUUUUAUCACCAAAAAUUAUUGUUAGUUAUAAAUCGUUUUAAUAAACUGCAUUUUUUGUACAAGAUCAACUAUUCGAAGCUCUUAAUUAGAUUUUUGUCUAGCAUAAUUAUAUUUCGUAUUACAUUGAUAUUUUUCAUUCAGUCUUGAAUUUCAUAAAAUCUGAUU
Molecule: messenger RNA, 6771 nt
Organism: Megachile rotundata (alfalfa leafcutting bee)
Lineage: Eukaryota; Metazoa; Arthropoda; Insecta; Hymenoptera; Megachilidae
Gene: ATP8B
Product: ATPase phospholipid transporting 8B
Biological process (GO): phospholipid translocation; Golgi organization
Cellular component (GO): plasma membrane; trans-Golgi network
Molecular function (GO): ATPase-coupled intramembrane lipid carrier activity; ATP binding; ATP hydrolysis activity
Source: RefSeq, a predicted model, not a curated record